Stegastes partitus (bicolor damselfish) is the source of this 4719-nucleotide messenger RNA. RefSeq names its product versican core protein-like. The record is from RefSeq and is a predicted model, not a curated record. Gene Ontology annotation, molecular function: hyaluronic acid binding. The annotation marks the transcript as partial. Lineage: Eukaryota; Metazoa; Chordata; Actinopteri; Pomacentridae. Gene Ontology annotation, biological process: cell adhesion; glial cell differentiation; central nervous system development. Gene Ontology annotation, cellular component: synapse; perineuronal net. The transcript is spliced from 9 exons.
GAACUUGUUGCUUGCCAGUACUUCACGGUUUCUGUCGCCCUGUUCAGAACCAGGAUCAUCCCGGAGCGGGACCCUGCAACUGUGGGGCAUCAAGGAGAGGAGAAGGGCACACCGGGAAGAUACGCGCUGAUGCGCCAAUUUGGAGUGGACCUACUGAGGCACUUUUUACGCACGCAUGUUACGCACUGGGACUAACUCGAUUUAAGGACAUACAUCGAUAUUUGUGCAUUUUAUGGAAUAAAACACAUAUAAACAUGAUACUAAAUAUAAAGCAUAUCCUGUGGUUAUACUGUCUCUGUGAAGCUGCAACCGCAACAGCCUCCAACACGUUAUCAAUAAUCAGACCGGUCACUGGGUCCCUCUCAGGGAAGGUGAACCUUCCCUGCUUCUUCUCCACAAUCCCAACCUCAGCACCUGUCAUCAGUCCCAAUGGAACAGCCAUUUAUAGCAACGACUACCUGCGAAUCAAAUGGAGCAAAAUAGAGGGGGAAGUAGAAUCCACAGUGCUAGUGGCGCAAAAUGGGGUCAUCAAGAUCGGCUCAAGCUACAGGAACCGAGUAUCAGUGCCCAGUCACCCCGAGGAUGUCGGUGACGCCUCAUUGACGAUGGUCAAGCUACGAGCCAGCGACGCGGGCACAUAUCGCUGCGAGGUCAUGUAUGGCAUCGAAGACACCCAGGAUACGGUGAACCUCGACGUCAGCGGUGUUGUUUUUCACUACCGAGCAAGCACCAGCAGGUACACUUUGGAUUACCAGAAGGCCGUCCAAGCUUGUCAAGAUGUUGGAGCAACCAUUGCCACUUAUGACCAGCUGAAAGCAGCCUAUGAGGACGGCUUCGAUCAGUGUGAUGCCGGUUGGAUUGCUGACCAGACAGUGAGAUAUCCCAUUAUAAAUCCUAGAAAAGGCUGCUACGGCAACCUUCUGACCAAACCUGGUGUGAGGUCAUAUGGAAGCAGGAAACCCACGGAGACCUAUGAUGUAUACUGUUAUGUAGACAAGCUCGAUGGUGAGGUCUUCUAUGCUCCUGUGACCCAGAAGAUGACUUUUGAAGAGGCCCGUGCAGAGUGUGAAAAGAGGAACGGUGUCCUGGCAAGCCCUGGUCAGCUCCACGCCGCUUGGCGACAGGGCCUGGACAAAUGUGACUAUGGCUGGCUCUCCGAUGGCAGCGUACGACAUCCAGUUGCAGUACCCAGGGUCAAGUGUGGGGGAGGCCUGCUUGGUGUCAGGACCAUGUAUCGCUACAGAAACCAGACCGGCUUCCCAGAACCAACAAGGAAGCUUGGGGCUUACUGUUUUAAAGGUGGUCGAAGAGCAGACACAGUCUCUAUGGGGUUUUGGGAGUUUUGGGAGGGUCACGACUGUAAGGGAAGAACAGUGACGCGUGUCAAAGAAGGAAGGACAUGGGUGAUCAACCAGACUUCCUUUGUGGAUGUGUCAGUGGCAGCAAUCACCACCAGCACCAUCGCUCCCACUACCUCCAUCCCUUUAAUCGAGAGUACCACCACCAUAACAACUACAACAUCUGACACAGUAUCACAUCCAGAAGAGUCUUCAGACUCUCCAGAUCUUACAGAUCUUCCAUCUAUGUUCUCAACCAGCAUGGCUCCACCUCGUCCUACUCCAGCGGGCCAAGAAGAAGAGUUAUUCACAACAGUUGCACCCACAAUCGAAGAGGAACAUGAGGACACAGAUGUUACAACUGCAAAAGUCUUUGACAUUAAUGACUUUGUGAGUCAGAGUGUAAACACUGAGGAAAUUGUUCCACAUCGUGGUGACACAAUCUCAAAACCCACAACGGACAGCACUGAUACCACAGCGUCCAUGGAGGAGACAGACGAUCACUCAGUGAUUGAGAUCAGCACAAUCCAACCUGAUGUCCCCAUACCAGAUGAUUCUCUCAGCACAGAGUCCCAGUUUGCUGAGGGGAAGACAGAGGAAACUAUUUUGGAUACUGGGAUCACCACAGCGAUGACAUCUGAUCUUACUGACAACCCAACAGAAUCAACAGAACCAACCCAUGAGGAAGAGCUCAGCUCCUCAGAAUCAACUUCAUUAACCUCAACCACUGAGCUUCCUUCAGCAACACCUUUCCCAGACUAUUAUGACGACAUUGAGACUGAGUUUUCAUUACACGCCCAGCCACCUACUCCGCCACCCCAACGAGACCUCUCAUCCAGCCCAUCAGACAGCACUGGUAUUGCUGAUACAAUCGUUCCAACAACAAUCCCUACAGACACCACUGACACCACUGACACCAUCCACCUGAUUGACAGUGAGACCUCAGUUGAAGAUGAGACACCAUUAACAACUGUUGACAUCUUUGAUGAGUCCACCACUCAGGUGCCAGAGCGCAGUGGUGACACCCUGACUGAGUCUGACACAGCAAAGGACAUCGGCACAGAGUUCUUUACAUCGGCUCCAGUGGCUUCAGCUGUUUCCAGCACAAUCACUCCUCCAGGUGCAGCGCUCACUGAGGAGCAGUCCACCCAAAUGACCGCCAUCAUGCAGAAUGUAUCAGUUGAUCAGGCUCUACAGCCACAAGAUUCUAAAUCUCCUGCAAUACCAGUUGUGCCUGACCACCCCACCCCCUCCAUCGCCGAUGGUGAGCCGAUCCUGCAGAGUGGAGACCCAGACCCGUUCCCUUCAGCCACUGUAACCAUCACUCCAACUGUCAGCUUUAUAAAUGGUAAACAGGAGAUCACACUGGAGCCACAGAGCCCUGAGGAAAAAGAGGCCAAAGGUACUGAGAUAAUGACAAAUGUGACAACUCUCGGAGCUAGUGAUGAAAUAAAUACAGUGUUCGAUUAUCGUUGGACCGAUGUCCCUGGUGGUAGCUCCACUGAAUCUACAGAGGAGCCCACAGCAACACUAACCUCUACAGAGAUCCCAGAUGUUGAUGAAUAUGACCCCGAUAUAAUCCCAAUAGUGGAGUCAACUCCUCCACACAUUAAGGAUGAGCUGACCACAAAAGGCCCGUCACACAAAGACGUAACCUCAGCUCUAGCUUCAACAGUGGAGGACAAGGCUCCCUCAAAAAGUACACAGAAAACUGAAGCAGCCCCAGCUGCCACAGAUACCACUGACUUUGGUCCUACAAUAACUCCAGCUGGGCCACAGAUCACCAAAGGAACUGAGGAAACCCAAACAACAAAGCCUCAUAUGGUAACUUCUGUCAGCACCACGUCUGUACUAGAAGAGGUGGGUGAGUCAGGGAGGACUCCCACGUAUGUGAAAAGUGACUCAGAAAUAACUCCGAGUGAGAAACCUGAAGAUAAAUCCCCUGUUGCCGCUUCAACUGAACUUUACACAGUCAGAGAUAAGGCUGAAACCACAGCGGAAACAAAAAGCACAUCUGCCACUCCAGCUGCUGAAGACAGCACUCAGUCUACAUUACAGACUGUGUAUACUCCCUCGCCUGAUGACGCUGAUGGGAAAACACCAACAUCAACUAGUGACUCACAAGGCUUCACUCAAGAUGUAAAGGGAGGGAAAGAGGUCCAAACCCCAAAAGAAUUUGCCUUCAGCACAACGACUCCUUCAGUAUUUAGCGGUUCAGCCUCUCCUGAAGAGAUAGCCAAGACUGAGACAACACCAGCUGUAGACAUAGGCAGCACCGAAUCAUCAGCAUCUGCAGCACCUACUCGAGCUGAAACUUCAGAGGGUAGACUCACAAGUCAGGGAGGGAGUACAGUCAGUCAAAUACCUUCCAUCUCACCUGAUGCAAUGUCUACACCCGAGGAAGACAGCUCAGCGGUCCAAACAGUAAACUUGUUUACAACCAGCCCACAGUCCAUUAGCUCUUCACUGACGUCAACAUUAUCUUCAAGUUUAGGCCCUACAGAUACAAAAGAUCACAUUCCACAGGAGAGUGAAUUAACAUCUCAAACAAUACAAACAGCUGGCACAGAUAAAGCAUCUACUCCUGCCACAGGUGUGAUGGAAAAAACUUCCACACCUUCCACUCUACAUGAAGAUGAGACAACUCCUUCCUCUGAAUCCAUUGCAAAAACUGAUUCUCCAUUGCACAGUGCUAUUGAAAUUAUUAAGACUACAGUGGCCUCAUUUACUGAAUUUUUCAGCCAGUACUCAUCACCAAGUGCGUCAGUGAUUACUGAAUUGCUUGAUGAGAAACGGGAUUCAGGUGAAGAAACUGUCACUGGUGUCACAGAUAUGUCUGGUUUGCUGUCAGUUUCAACUGUGAAAUGGUCAAGUGUAGCUCAGGACACGACUCAACCACAGUCUUCAACAGUGAAUCUUACAGAGACAGUUUCAUUGCAUCCUAGCACUGCUGAAGAGAGUGCAGAUGGCCAGACAUCAGGUACAAUGUCAACAGAAGCUACAAUAACACCUUCAAUACUUAGCACAGAAAAAGCAGUCCAAGGGACAACACAAUUUGAACCGGUUCAUGUCUCAACCACAACUGGCAAAGAUGUUUCUGAAACAGCCAUCACUGCAGCUUCAUCUCUCUACACAACUGAGAGACCAACAUCAGUGUCACCACGACAAGAUACUGUCACCACAAGUAAGUCGGAGGAUGAUUCAAUAACACCAGAGGAAAGGACUACAUUCCCAACAACAGAUGAUAAGAGUUCAAGUGAACUGACAACGGACACCUCCAGCAAACUCACAACAGUUCCAACAGGUUCCUCAUUAUUCAGCACAGAGACGCCAGCAUCACUUCCAGUGAAGGAACAUGACAGCUCUCCCACCGAUGAGACAG